AUGGCUCCACAAAAUAGAGGUAAAUCAAGUGAAAAUCCAAGAUGCCCUAAAUGCGGUUUACAUUAUAAAGAUAUACAUAGACAAGACAGAAGAAAUGAUAGAUUAUAUAAUAGGUCCUACCUUAUUAAACAAAUAGAUGGAUAUUUGAGGAUUCUCCGUAGUCAAAAACGCAAUGCACCCAAAGAAGACGAAUUAAUUUUUGACGAUAAAAUUCAAUGGUUCAACGAAUUGAAAGAAUCUGCUAGAACAGCGAAUGAGGACGAUCUUUCCUUUUUUCAAUCGAUUUAUUCAGAUUUUAAUAAACUCAAACAACUUAAAGAAGAGCUUAGAGAUGUUAAAAAUAAACUUAAUAAACUUGAACUGCUAGAACAAGAAAGCGACGCAGGUUUAGAUUUGCAUUCCCAAAACUUACUGAUGAAAACUGAAAUUGUCCAAAAGAAUACAGAAAUCGAUAACUUGACAAGAAAAGUCACGGAUCUAAACUUGGUCAAUGAAGAAAGGAUUAAAUUGAUCAAUGACUUAGAAGCUCAAAUUGCAAAAUUAACGAGUGAUAUCGAAAUAUUAAGAUCUAAUUGUAAAAUGAUAGAUGCUGAAAGUAUUCAAAACGCAACAAAAUUGCAUGAUGCGGAAUCUAAAAUAGCUGAUGAGAAAAGAAAAUAUAAUUCUUUUGUAGCAAAGCAUGAACGCGAACUUAGAAGUAGAGACGAAAGAGAAAGCGACCUUUAUUCACAUAUUACCCUUUUAAAAAAUAGGAUCAAGAAUUUAGAAUCAAUGUUAGAAUCUGAAAAAGAAUCUGAAAUAGAUUUAACAUCUUUCCUUUAUAACCAUAUAUGUUAA
This is a messenger RNA of Dentiscutata heterogama, 837 nucleotides long. The record is from the annotation of a GenBank genome assembly. NCBI's taxonomy places the organism in Eukaryota, Fungi, Glomeromycota, Glomeromycetes, Diversisporales, Gigasporaceae.